This is a messenger RNA of Gymnodraco acuticeps, 2014 nucleotides long. It is a transcript of the gene tmem265, whose product is annotated as transmembrane protein 265. NCBI's taxonomy places the organism in Eukaryota, Metazoa, Chordata, Actinopteri, Perciformes, Bathydraconidae. The record is from RefSeq and is a predicted model, not a curated record.
GGAGGAGAGGAGGAGAAACUGAGGAGGGUGGGAGGUCUGGAGUGGAGCACGUAGCCUGCUUACAAAUUAACACCACAACCGAAGUCGGACAGCGUGAGUGAGUUUCUCGCCGUCCUCCUCUCGCUGUUGCACCGCCACGCAAAGCCAUCUUCUCGGCCAGCGGUCUUCACUUUAACGAUCCCACGGUGCCCCUGAAUGCCGCUGCCCCACUUCUGAGCGACUUCCCCCGGCUGCUGCGCACAGCCGGAGCCCGACGGAGCCGCAGCAGCCGGAGCCCGGAGACACACCGACACUGCGGGAGGUGACAGAUCCGGAGCGGCGCCUCUGCAACAAACCACGCAGGCAUCGACCACGCAGACAUCGGCCAUGCCAGAUCUGCACGGAGGGGGAAAUCUUGAUAAGUAUGAGCCGGGUUUUUUUUUUUUGUUCCUGCAAACUCGGGUGUGCUUGGCGUGGCAGUGGCGAUGACUUCCUCCUCUAACAAGCCUCGAGAUGAGCCUUCUCCUGGAGUCUAAACAAACACCCGGACUGUAAGAAGAGGACUUUAUCACCAAGAUCAUCAGCGACAAUAAAAUAGACUUUAUUAGUCACACACUGCGCUACUUGGGAGGAAAACGCCGUAAAUCAAGCCAGGAGGAUCCAAACCCAAGUGGAAGACGAAUGGUUUGGGCAUGGUGCCCACGCCCCAGGUGUGCGUAUCAACCCUGGUCACAGUGAGCACGAUGGCAGUGGUGGACCUCUACCUGCUGGAGCAGAGCAUGAUGGGAGCUCGUGGUCCUCCAGGGCCGAGUGUGUGGCAGUGUGCCGUGGUGUUGCUAGGCGAUCUGGGCUUCCUGCUCGCGCUGCGCUUCGUGUCGGCCGGCGUGAUGUCGGAGGCAAGGUCGCCACGCCGCGGCUUUGCCAACGCGCUCUGGUUCCUCUUCCUGUCGCUGCUGCAGCUCAAGCUCUUCUUCAUCUGCCAUAACUACAGGCAGGAGCGCCGCCCCCCCGACCCGCUGGCCAGGAAGACGCUGACGCUGCUGCUGUCCAUCUGCCUGCCCUCGCUGUUCCUCAUCCUGACGGGGGCCGACCACAUGACCCCGCAGCGCAGGAAGCAGGAGGUGCGGAGCCGGCUCCUGUGGGUGGUGGUGGACCUGCUGGAUGUGCUGGACCUGCAGGCUGGGCUGUGGGAGGCCCAAGGGGGGGCGGCGGGGUCGGGGGGGGUCGUCGAGCAGAAGCUGCCCAUCUGGGCCGAGGGCCUGGUCUUCUUCUACUGCUAUGCCCUCCUGCUGCUGCUGCCCUGUGUGGCCCUCACCGAGCUGGGGGCCACGGGCCUGCCGGGACAGAGGGGGCCCCGUAAGGAGGCUCUGUACCCGUGGCUCAGCUUGGUCACCAUCAACAUCUUCACCCUGGCCCUGAGGGGCACCGGCAUGCUGUGGUACCGGGACCCCCGCGUGUCCACCGUGUUCCUGGGGAAGAACCUGCUGGCUCUGGCUGUGAAGCUGAGCUCCGCCUGGGAGAAACACAAGCAGGAGUGCGGAGCUGCCGGAGCGGGGGCCGUGGCAGAACCAGGAGACCCCACCCUGCCGAGCCAGGGCUCAGAGCAGGGAGAGGACCCGGCACAGGGGAAAACCCCCCCCUCUCAUUAUCACACACUGUCUCGCUCCCAAAGCCACAAUCUCUCUCAUGCCAGCCUGGAGCCCGCAGAGACGCCCUUAGGACCCUCUUUCAUCUCCCAUGAACUCUAGAGAGGAUCUGAACAUACACGCAUGCACACAAAAUGUGAUCACACUCGGACUUAAACUCGGACCAGCAGGGCGAGUAUCACAACCAAACAGAUACAUCGUUUUGAGUUUCAGUGCAACAUUGAUGGGUGUAAUGCCGAGCUGUGGAAAUGCAUUUGACAAGCUUGGAUUUCUACACAUUUUGUUGUGCUAAUAAUAACUCAAAAUGCAUUGCUGGGAUUUGUGGUAGUGUGUUUUUUUAAUUGAACACUGUGAACACAUUUCAGCCUGUAAAGAAUAUUCCAGAAAUA